This is a messenger RNA of Knipowitschia caucasica, 1164 nucleotides long. NCBI's taxonomy places the organism in Eukaryota, Metazoa, Chordata, Actinopteri, Gobiiformes, Gobiidae. The record is from the annotation of a GenBank genome assembly.
AUGAACUGCUGUCGUCUGGUUCUCAUCACUAAGGUGGCCGGACUGGUAGAUUUGGAUCCUCCGUGUUUGGGAUUCCAGUGGCAUCCGGGGGAGGAAAGUACUUCAUUCCAGAUCUGCACCACCCACCACGUGCAUGGCUUCUGCAACUCCGACAGCAUUCUCCCGGCCUCCAGAAAAGUUAGGAACAAAUCCACGCAGAUCAGCCAGACCAAGAUCCGCGUGGCGUCCACCCUGCUCUUCAUCCUGGCCGGCUGCAUCCUCUUCGUCACCCUCCCGGCCGUCAUCUUCAAGUACAUAGAGGGCUGGACCGCGCUGGACUCCACCUACUUUGUGGUCAUCACCCUCACCACCGUGGGCAUCGGGGACUACGUGGCAGGGGGAAAUCGCCGGAUCGAGUACAUGAAGUGGUACCGGCCCCUGGUGUGGUUCUGGAUCCUGGGAGGGUUGGCUUACUUCGCCGCCGUGUUGAACAUGAUCGGGGACUGGCUCAGAGUUCUGUCCAAGAAGACCAAAGAAGAGGUGGGGGAGAUAAAGGCCCACGCCGCGGAGUGGAAAGCCAACGUCCGGGCGGAGCUGAGAGAGACUCGGAGGCGGAUGAGUGUGGAGGUCCACGACAAGCUGCAGCGGGCGGCCACCAUCCGCAGCAUGGAGCGCAGGCAGCUGGGGCUGGACCAGCGAGCCGUGUCCCUGGACAUGCUUUCUCCAGAGCGCAGAGCCAUCUUCAACAGUCUGGACACCAACAGCUACAAGACCUCGUCCCAAGAGAGCAUCGACAUCAAGCUCAACAACCUGCGAGUGCGCGGGGCCGAGCAGAGCGACCGGCCAUCCAACCAACAGGCUACCUCAGAGGACAACAUCUUCAACCGCCUGGGCUCCGUCACCAAACUGGCCAAACGCAGCCGCAACCUGAAGAAGAACAUCCCGGACGAGGCGCGGCGUCCCCACAGCGAGGCGUACGGCUGCAGCUCCCCCAUGUUUGAAUGUAGCACGCCCACUAGCGAGGACAAAUGCAAGGACGAUCCCGAAGACGAGGACAAAGAGUGCAACAUGAGCCUGUCCGACUUCCCCCUCUACGUGCCUCAGAACACUUUCACUGUGGAGACCCCCAACGACAGCCACAACCACAUCCAACUGGAGGAUCUCCGCGGGGACAUGGGCCUGUAG